Oncorhynchus masou masou (cherry salmon) is the source of this 12487-nucleotide messenger RNA. RefSeq names its product receptor tyrosine-protein kinase erbB-4-like. Bases 304 to 4554 code for a protein of 1416 amino acids. Gene Ontology annotation, biological process: neurogenesis; positive regulation of kinase activity; cell surface receptor protein tyrosine kinase signaling pathway. The transcript is spliced from 29 exons. Lineage: Eukaryota; Metazoa; Chordata; Actinopteri; Salmoniformes; Salmonidae. Gene Ontology annotation, molecular function: epidermal growth factor receptor binding; transmembrane receptor protein tyrosine kinase activity; ATP binding. The record is from RefSeq and is a predicted model, not a curated record. Gene Ontology annotation, cellular component: signaling receptor complex; plasma membrane; basal plasma membrane.
ACUCCGAGAGAGUAAUGAAUGGCCAGAGCAUUGCUUUACUAUUUUUGACAAGCCAUAUCAAUGCGCUACCUUGGAACAUACGCUACCUAAUAUCGGUUUGAACUUUUAUUCACAUUUAUUCACUAGGCAUAAACCAGACAAGGAGAAGAAGAAGACCGAGUUGGACUAAUUAGUCUACUACUAACUCGAAUCAAUAACCUAACUGCAAACUGACACAAGCUUCUACAUUUUCAUAUUUGUCAAGCCGAAAGGGAUCUUGCUUCUGGACAUGUGAAUCAAAGGAGUUACUGCGAACCCCUGAAAAUGAAGCUACUAGCAUCGGUUCUGUGUUGCUUGGGCUUUCUGCUCACUUCUGCGCUGUUUCGGAGGAUCUCUUCACAAGCAGUAUGCGCCGGCACAGAGAACAAGCUGAGUACUCUGUCAGACCUGGAGCAGCAGUACCGCACCCUAAGGAAGUAUUAUGAGAACUGUGAGGUGGUGAUGGGGAACCUGGAGAUCACCAGCAUCGAUCGCUCCAGAGACCUCUCCUUCCUCAGGUCUAUCCGGGAGGUGACAGGCUAUGUGCUGGUGGCUCUGAACCAGUUUGACUACCUGCCGCUGGAGAACCUGAGGAUCAUCAGAGGAACUAAGAUGUAUGAAGAUCGCUACGCUCUGGCGAUCUUCCUCAACUACCGCAGAGAUGGGAACUUUGGCCUGCGCCAGCUGGGACUGAAGAACCUCACAGAGAUCCUACAGGGUGGUGUCUAUGUCGACCAGAAUAAGUUCCUGUGCCACGCAGACACCAUCCACUGGCAAGACAUCGUCAAGAACGCCCGCGUCAGCCCUCUGGUUGUGCCAACCAAUAGCAGUGUUACAUGUCAGAAGUGUCACGUCUCCUGUAAUGGUCGCUGCUGGGGCCCAAAGGAGGACCAGUGUCAGACCUUGACUAAAACAGUGUGUGCUGAGCAGUGUGACGGUCGCUGUUUCGGACCCUGGGUCAGUAACUGCUGCCAUCGCGAGUGUGCAGGAGGAUGCUCUGGACCCAAGGAUACGGACUGCUUCGCUUGCACCAACUUCAACGACAGCGGGGCGUGUGUGACCCAGUGCCCCCAGCCCCAUGUAUACAACCCCACCACCUUCCAGCUGGAAAGCAACCCCAGAGCCAAGUACACCUACGGAGCCUUCUGCGUCAAGAAGUGCCCACAUAACUUUGUGGUGGACCACAGCUCCUGUGUGAGGGCUUGUCCCAGCAACAAGAUGGAAGUAGAAAAUGACCGCAUCAAGAUGUGCAUCGCCUGCACUGAUAUCUGUCCAAAAGCCUGUGAUGGUAUAGGUACAGCCAGUCUGCAGUCAGCCCAGACUGUGGACUCCAGCAACAUAGACAAGUUCACCAACUGUACCAAGAUCAAUGGAAACCUGGUCUUCCUCAUCACUGGCAUUAAAGGGGAUGUGUACCACAACAUUGAGGCUCUGGAUCCAGAGAAACUGAAUGUGUUUCGGACUGUUAGGGAGAUUACAGGUUUCCUGAACAUCCAGUCGUGGCCAGAGAACAUGACAGACCUGAGUGUCUUCUCCAAUCUGGCAACCAUAGGAGGUAGAGCACUGUACAGUGGUAUCUCUCUCCUAGUGUUGAAGCAGCGGUGGAUCUCGUCCCUCCAGCUCCAGUCCCUGAAUGAGAUCAGUGCUGGUAAUGUGUACAUCACCAAUAACAGUCAGCUGUGCUACUACAACACCGUCAACUGGACCGGCCUGUUCAGAGCCAACAACCAGAAGGUCCUCAUACGGAACAACAGAGACCCCAAAGAGUGUACUACUGAGCGGAUGGUGUGUGACCCUCUGUGUUCGGACGCUGGCUGCUGGGGGCCGGGACCAGACCAGUGCCUGGCCUGUCGCUACUUCAGCCGGGGAAGCAUCUGUGUGGACACCUGCAACCUCUAUGAAGGGGAGGUGCGUGAGUAUGCCAACGGCUCGGUGUGUGUGGAGUGUGAUUCCCAGUGUGAGAGAGCAGACGAUUACUCUCUGACCUGUCAUAGCCCGGGUCCGGAUCACUGUGUGAAGUGUCUCCACUUUAAAGAUGGUCCUAACUGUGUGGAGAAGUGUCCCGACGGCCUUCAGGGGGCCAUCAGCUUCAUCUUUAAAUAUGCCGAGGCCAACAACGAGUGUCAUCCCUGUCACUCCAACUGCACGCAGGGGUGUAUUGGACCCAGACUGCAGGACUGUAUUGGCAUGAUGGACAGGACUCCCUUGAUUGCUGCCGGGGUGAUAGGGGGCCUCUUCGUCGUGGUCAUUGUGGCUCUGAGUGUAGCCGUGUCUGUCCGCAGGAAGAGCAUCAAGAAGAAGAGAGCCCUGCGACGCUUCCUCGAGACAGAGCUGGUGGAGCCCCUGACACCUAGUGGUACAGCCCCUAACCAGGCCCAGCUCCGCAUCCUCAAAGAGACUGAACUCAAGAGGGUCAAGAUACUGGGCUCGGGGGCCUUCGGCACCGUCUACAAGGGUAUCUGGGUGCCGGAGGGUGAGACAGUGAAGAUCCCGGUCGCCAUCAAGAUCCUGAACGAGGCAACGGGACCCAAGGCUAACGUGGAGUUCAUGGAUGAGGCUCUGAUCAUGGCUAGCAUGGAGCACCCCCACCUGGUCCGUCUCCUGGGGGUCUGCCUGAGCCCCACCAUCCAGCUGGUCACCCAGCUCAUGCCCCACGGCUGUCUGCUCGACUACGUCCAUGAACACAAGGACAACAUCGGCUCCCAGCUGUUGCUCAACUGGUGUGUUCAGAUCGCCAAGGGUAUGAUGUAUCUGGAAGAACGGAGACUGGUGCACAGGGACUUGGCUGCCCGUAACGUGCUGGUCAAGUCCCCCAACCACAUCAAGAUCACUGACUUUGGUCUGGCUCGGUUGCUGGACGUCAAUGAAAAGGAGUACAACGCUGACGGGGGCAAGAUGCCAAUCAAGUGGAUGGCCUUGGAGUGUAUCCACUACAGGAAGUUUACACACCAGAGUGAUGUCUGGAGCUACGGGGUGACCAUUUGGGAAUUGAUGACAUUUGGGGGGAAGCCCUAUGAUGGCAUCCCGACCCGGGACAUCCCAGACCUGCUGGAGAAGGGAGAGCGUCUUCCCCAACCUCCCAUCUGCACCAUAGAUGUAUACAUGGUCAUGGUCAAAUGUUGGAUGAUAGAUGCAGACAGCAGGCCGAAGUUCAAGGAGCUAGCUGCAGAGUUCUGUAGGAUGGCCCGGGACCCUCAGCGUUAUCUGGUCAUCCAGGGUGAUGACCGUAUGAAGCUGCCCAGCCCCAACGACAGUAAGUUCUUCCAGAGCCUGCUGGAUGAGGAGGAGCUGGAGGAUCUGAUGGAUGCUGAGGAGUACCUGGUUCCUCAUGCCUUUAAUAUCCCACCGCUGGCGUACACACCCAGGACACGUGUUGACUCCAACAGGAACCAGUUUUUGUACCAAGACCCUAGUUUCGGCAUGGAAGACAUGUUGGGUAUCAUGGGGACCAUCCCACGGGUGCUGUCCCUGUCUGCAGUCCCAGGGUGCAGGCCCCCAGGGGACCAGUCUGUAGGGGGGCAAGGCGGCAGCGGCCAAGAGGAUAAACGUUUCGAGGACCAGCGCUGUAACGGCACCCUGAGGAAACAGGCCUCACCCCGGCCCGCGGGACCUCCAGGACAAGGCGGAGCCCCAGCCUCAGGUCCAGGGGAGGACAGCAGUGGACAGCGCUACAGUGCAGACCCCACCAUCAUGCUGGUGGAGAGAGGAGCUAGAGGAGACACAGACCAGGAUGGAUACCUGACUGCCAUGAGGGAGAAGGCCUCCUCAGACUAUCUCAACCCUGUGGAGGAGAACCCGUUCGUGACGCGCCGGAGGAACGGAGACACCCUGACCCUGGACAGCUGUAACCCCUACCAGGUGGCCCCCAUAGGUCCCCAGCAGGCCGGCUCCGGCCCCAGAGUGGAUGACGAAUACGUCAACGAGCCCCUCUACCUCAACACCUUCCACAACCCCGGAGGACCAGGGCCAGGAGAGGGAGACUACACCGAUUAUACCCUGAAAAAGAACGGGGUCCCUGGGGGACACAACCCUAUCCUCGCCACCCUUACCAGCCAACCAGGCACCACUGGCGUCACUGCUGGCCAAUCAGGUACCACCCAGCCAGGGAACCCCUCCCACAGCAUCCAGGCAGCCAACGCCCACGCUGUCUCCGCACAACCGGGAUACGCUGCACCUCCGGGGCUCGGCGCAGCCGGCCCUCACCCAGGGCACAUCCUGCACCCAGGUCACCCUUCCCACCCCGGGUACACCCUCCACCCCGGUCUCACAGGCACCAUCAUGGUGGACAAGAAGACCAGACAAGACAAGAACAAGACGUUUGACAAUCCAGAGUACUGGCAGCAUAGCCUCCCUCCCAAAGCCACCCUGCACAACCCGGAGUACCUGCAGGACUGCAGCACGCGCUUCUUCUACAGGCAGAACGGACGCAUCCGGCCCGCCGUGGCCGAGAACCAGGAGUACCUGACGGAGUUCGCCCUGAAACCCGGGACCGUGCUACCGCCCCCGCCCUACAGACAGAGGAACACUGUGGUGUAACGUGGAAUAGUGAGGAGGACUGGGUGAGAAGAGGAGGAAGACAAGGGGAGGAGGAGGAGUGAGGGGGAAGGACGGAGGAAGAAGGGCAAGAUCGUGGGAGGAUGGGAGGAGGAGAGAGGACUGAGUGUGAGAGGGAGGAGGAGGGAGAAGUGAAAACGGGAAGGAGGAGGAGUGGACAGUCCCUCUCACUCUCAGUCACGCAGUAUUUACGUAUCAAUGCAUCAAGCACUGGACUGACACAUCUAUAUCUGUCUGUCUGAUUGUCUAAUAUCACAGUAAUAUUAUUGUAAUAUACACAAUGCUGAGAGCCUCCUACCACCCAUGAACCCAGGACUGAUGAGCACCUCUCUGUCUGUAUCUAUCUGAUUUAUACUGGAUUACAGUAACAUUAUACAUAUACAUACUACUGAACCCAGGACUAAUGAGCACAUUGCUAGCCUCCCCUUCCACUCAGCCCCUCUUAGCCAACCUAAAUUACUCCUCUACCACACCCACUACUCUCCCUCAGCUCCGCCUCUUCAGUGUUGAUCACACAAACAGGCGCCACCCACUCCUGGGAAACGGUGGACCUCUCUCUCAUGUGACUUUGUCCUCUUCCUGACUCCGACUUUAUACUCCUUUAGACUCCAGCUUCACCAACAACAUCAACAACAACUAUAACAACAGCAGAACGCUAAAGGAACAGUGACAUGUAAUGACUACUGACAGACAAUGACACCCUCCCCCAGAAAAACCCAUUACAAGACCAUUGUUUGCUCAUUAUCUUACCUACACUAUUUUAUUAGUAAGAACCAACCAGUAAUUCCCCGUUUAUACACAACACUACACUUGGAGCACCACAUGUUCCAACUGGUUUCAUUUGUAGCAAUCCACCAACAACACGUACAGUAAUGUCAUGAGAGCUGUUGGUGGGCAGGACAGCAGGUUCAUAUAAGAGGAAAUGUAUACAUCUGUUUAUUCACUGCUGUUCCAUCACUGUCUGCCAAGCCCCAGCCACGCCAUUCAUCUGUCUCAAAAUGUGGAGUAUGAAUUCAUGUCCGCUGACUGGACUGACUGGCUGGCUGGCUGGACUGGACUGACUGGCUGGUUGACAUGGUUUAAACCCCUCUGAAUACAUAAUGCAAUUCAAUCAUGGAUUGUACAGCACAGCUCAUAUCCUCUAUAACAUGUUCAUUUGUAUCUUGCAAAGAAGGAAGAUGUGCUCCCUACCUUGACACAUCAAUAACCCUGUACAUGUAUGAUAUAGUCACAAACACAUACACACACACACAGAGAGAUAGCGUUAGCGUCGUGUGCAUUCCGUUUUGGACCAGGAGCUCCGUUGACCUUGGGCUCUAAAGCAGUGGAGACCAGCCGGCAUGAGAAGACAAAGUCACAGCAAGUAAAUGGCAGUGUUAUACUGUAUGUAAAGCUGGAAUGGUCUACGUUGAACACACUGAAAUACAUCAGGCCACAGCCCAGGAUUUACGAGGGAAUGGGCUUAUCAGUAAGGAGAGGAUCUCAACCAACCAGCCAUGCUGUUAUAGCUUCUAACCCACAUGACUUCUGAGGCAAACAAAUCUGGAUCGGGAUCGAUGCUGUCAUAGAAUAUAGACCGGAAACUGCUGUGUGUUACAGUAUUUUUUAACUGAUAAACCCUGGCAGAGCUGGUGACAAAGACCUCAGGAGACAGGACUGAUGAGGUGAUGGGGACUGAAGUUUGAACUGGACUGGAUAGAUAGACAGUUGGAGGAGAAAGAGAAAUAGAUGGCAGGGUCAUGUUCAUUUGGCACCAAAUGGAAGACAACGGACAGAAACAGGGAGGGACUACCUGGACAUUGCAAAAUGUUUUGUUACGGUGUGAACGUGACCCACGUGUGUGGAGGACUGGAGAAUUCUGGGGCCUGGAUAGUGGCGGGCAGCAGACACCAGUCUGUCUGGGAUAAGAGAGGUCUAAAAACUUGGUCUGGUCUUGGGUCUGGUCCUGGGAAUAAAGGAGGAUAACUAAGCCCUGAUGUGGUGGACACAACCAUGGAGGAGAGUCAUUGAGAGUUCUGGUCAAACUGGAGAGGAGAAGCCUGAGAACCUGAUCUGGUCUUGGGGCGGCCAUGGCCAGUGAGGAGUGAACACAUGGACACAUGGAAAUACACAGGAAAUAAACCUAGUACACGCCAAGCAGACUCAUCAUUGUUGGAUAUGUUCUGUGGAAUAAUAUAUUAAUUUUGGGGGGAAAUUGGGGAUGGAUGGCAUCAGAUUUGGACAGUUGAAAUACUCUAAUUAUGUCAUGCCAUGAAGAAUAGUAUUGCAACUAGAACAACAUCAAAUUGGUCCCUAAAACUAAGACUUUUGCUCAACCCCAAAAUGUCUCUCCCCCUUCUACGUACAGUACAGGGGCAUCCACCCCAAAAUGUCUCUCCCCCUUCUACGUACAGUACAGGGACAUCUACCCCAAAAUGUCUCUCCUCCUUCUAGGGGCAUCCCUCUCCAACAAUUUGCAAUCAAGAUGGGAAAUGAAACUGUGCCAAAACAUUUGGAGAGAUUUCCUUCCUCCACAAUGACAUUUUCAUGAAGAAAAUGCAGGAGCUACAGCAGAUCAAGGACAUUGAACACUUUUCUAUUCAUGUUUGACAAUAAUGACAGUACAGGUAGACAGACGACAUAUCUAUGGAAGGCCAGGUCCAUGUGUCCCACAGAAUACUGCCAGAUGAUUUUUGUUUUUGCUGCUAGUAGAGGGGAAAUACUGUCUAGACAAAAUAAAUAUUUAGAUUUGGGCCUUUUUGAGUUUUGAUAGGACUUAUUAACCAUUUUGGCACAGACAAACCUCUCCAUUGUUUCCCCAGACAGAGGAACAUCAGGUUCUCAAUACAUUUAAAUUGAAUGAUGUAUUAUCUGUUGCAUCGCAGCUAUAGAAAAGGCAGGCAACCUACCCCAUUUCACUGUUAUUUUUCUCAUUGUGGCUUCAGUUUGUACGAUGCAGCACUUUAAUGAAGACUAGCAGAAGUAAACGAUGGUCGUGGUGGAAGAAGAGAACAAGGAUAGUAGUAACGGUCUAUAAGCACUGACAGGAGAACUAGAAGGCUCUCCACUCCAAUGAAAAUAGAAUGAAAUGUCCGGGAGUUUUUGGAGAGGCAUUGUGUUAAAUUUUGCUUAGUUUAGCCAAACACAGAUGUUUCCUGGAUGAUGUGUUUAUCUCCAGUUCUCCUCCUUUAUGAAAAAGAAUGACAUGCCAAUUAAGAUCCAUCUAAUUGGUAGAAUCAUGAAAGUGGUCCUUGUAGACAAAGCUACUUUGGUAGCGUCGCUAAAGAGUUUAUAGUCCUCGCGGACAAAGCUCCAUUGGGAUAACCACAGGAGGAUAUAAGGUCUGUUUAGAUAGCUGAUCACAACGCACUACAGAGUCUAGUCCCUGUCUACAAACCUACAGUGGUAGAAUCACUACAGAGUCUAGUGCCUGUCUACAAACCUACAGUGGUAGAAUCACUACAGAGUCUAGUCCCUGUCUACAAACCUACAGUGGUAGAAUCACUACAGAGUCUAGUGCCUGUCUACAAACCUACAGUGGUAGAAUCACUACAGAGUCUAGUCCCUGUCUACAAACCUAUAGUGGUAGAAUCACUACAGAGUCUAGUGCCUGUCUACAAACCUACAGUGGUAGAAUCACUACAGAGUCUAGUGCCUGUCUACAAACCUACAGUGGUAGAAUCACUACAGAGUCUAGUCCCUGUCUACAAACCUACAGUGGUAGAAUCACUGCAGAGCUUAUGGUCCUUGUGAACUAAGCUACAGUGGAAGAACCAUGUGAGGAUAUUAGGCCUGUUUAGAUGGCUAAGGCUUCUCUUUGGCAACUCUACCUGAGGUUAACACUGUGUGUGAGAUCACUAGUGUCUACUGACUCAACCGGACCUGUAGACCUCGCUCUCUGACAGAACGUUAAUGUGUUACAUGGACAUAAAUACUGUGGCUGUGUCAGAUACCAAGGUACUGUUUGUUUGUUCCUUCUCAUUUUGGAGGUUAAAAUUGAAUUUGUCCUCUGAUUUAAGAUGAUUCAUUUGAGAGCUAACAUUUACUAUAACUGUAUAUAUUGUCCUUGUGUAAAAUAAGUGUAUAACAGUAGAGUGGAAUCUAUGCUUUAUCUGGGGAGUUUAUCUGGGCACGUUUUAUCCCAGACUAUGAACAUGGGGAUAUUGGUGCAAUGACAGCCUAUGAGAGUGAUGUUAAGAGGACUCGUGAUGGACCUUACUGGUCAAUUAAAGCCAGUCUACAGGAGAAUACAACACCAGUGCCCUGUGUAUUAAAUACUGAAGCUAAUGAGAAACAAUCCCUUAAGGUAAACCCUUAUUUGAAACCCAUCACAAGGGUCUUUUACCUAGCAGUGUGCUGAUAGCUCUCCUUGUCCUCUAAAGCUGCUCUGUUCUGCGGGGAAAUCAUAUCACCCAACAUCUCCAAGCAACAUGGCGGAGAUAAAUACUGGUAGACAGGGCAAUAGUUUCCAUCCUAAGCAGGGUAAGAGGCAGAGAUAUUAGCAUUCCACAGAUGUUAGGAGAUCAAUACAUCAGUGUUACAAUAGGUUGUCUGAGAAGCAGCGUUUGGAUGCAGUGCUGGAAGCUAGAGGAAGAGACUGGAGUUUUACUUUAUCUCAAAAAGAUGACUAAAGAAAUGUAUGUAGCGAAAGCACUGUUGACGUUGAGUGGUGUGUAUUUACAAGCGGACUACCAUAAAGCAGUUAAUGAGGAGCAACUUGAAGACGACCAAAAUUAUCUUGAAGAAGCGACCGGCGAGGAGUUUCAGAAGUGAGAGUUGUAGAAUCAUAACACUUUAAUGCAUUAUGUCUUCGGGUUGUUUUAGCAAAAUCCUUUAGGAACAAAAGGAGCACAAAUAUUCCCUCUUGUUUCAUCUCAACACUGAUUGUGCACACUCAUUUUAAUCAGCAAUGUUGAAACGGUCACAUUUAUUUGAUUCAGCUACUACUGUAUUUACGGUUUUGGGGUAUAAUAGUCCAAAUGGAUGUAACCAUGACAUCUUUAAGAGUAUUGUAAAUUGUGUUAAUGGUGAUGUUUCUUAGUGUAUCUCAAUGGGGGGUUCAUAAUGGCAAUAGAUUGUUGUUUCUUUGACUCUGUUGCUAUGAGAAAGGGCACAGACAUUUCGGUGAAGGCCUCUUUCACACUGUUGUAUCUCAAUGUUACUCCCUCCUGGAUCUACAACCUGGAGUAAAUCCCUAAAGUACAUGAUGGACGGUAUUCCUGUAAUUUCUUACAGUGCGAAAUUAAUUUCUAAAGGACAUUUUUGUAAUUAUUAUGGUAUUAAUAUGUACAGUUUGUUCCAAUAAGCCUUGCCUGUUUCCCCAUGGGCUGAAGUAUUCCUUUGCACAUAGAUAGGAUUUAAAUCCCUACAUGUACAACUAAAUACUGUAUGAGAGGCUGCACUCAGUGCAUCUCAGAACUUAUUGAUGCAUACCAGUUAACUAACACAAUAUUCAUACAAUUCAUCAUAUACUAUAACACACAAAAACACUGUACUUUUGUACCACACAGCUCAUUUUACAGUGGUACUAUUGCGUAUUCCUUCCUUUAAAAUGACAGGAAAAGACAGUAGUUGUAGAGUAAGCACAGUUUACAAUACAUGUUGAUUUGCUGGUAACUAAUAUAUGGGAGGGAAUUUCUUUUUAUGACACACAGGCAUUAUACUGAAUGGCUGUUCUUGAUCAUUUUAAUACCGCUCUUCAACCGAUAAAAUGUGAAUAGUAUUUUUAUAGAUAGUGGAAGUAUUGGCCAGGUGCAUUUGUAAAUAGAGGGAAACAAUACUUUUUGGGCUGCCAUGAUGUUUUUGGUUUCUCUUUUAAUUCUGUCAUAUUACUGCUUUUUGUUGAAUAUUAUUGUGUGUGAUCAGUUUUCUUCUUGGUUUUUAUUUCUGUAUAUAUAUAUAUGUAAUUUAACCAGUGAAUUCUGAUUUUAAAAAGCUUGCAGUUUUUCUAGUCCCCGCUGUUUCCCUCGUAGCUGUAUUUAGAACAACUUGGUGGACUUUGUGGUUAAAAACCUCUUGCUCACAGGGUAGAGGUGCCUUUUCCUUAUUUUGGGUGUAUAUUUCAGUCUCCUCUCCUCCCCCUAUAGCCAUUUUUUGAUUUUGUACAGAAACCACCCAACCAUUGGAGAGAUUGAGGCUCUGUUGUAUUACUGAUGAAUACUUCUCUAUCCUGCAUCUACUGUAUAUCUCUCUCUCAACAUCAUUUCGUAUCAAUUUAACCGGUAUUCAUAAUCAAUAUGUAUUUCAUUCCUAUCUGUGGUCUGAGGAAGCACUAUGGGCCUUGGAUAAUGCGUACAUACUGUACCCACAGACACAAUUUAACAAACACAUAUAGCCUUUGCUCUUCUUGGGCAGCCACAUGAUGCUAGAUUGACUGGUAUCCCUCGUAUCUCCAGUCAGACCCCUGACCCCUGCUCUCUGAUGGUGGAAUUGGGUAAACCAAAUAGCUUUUUGCCUGGAUUAUAUUGUAGAUUUAAAUUGACAUAUUAGUCUGUUGGUCUAUGGAUAUUGGUUUGGUUUAUUGAAUUGGUUCUUCAUGAUUUCAUUGAUUGGUUGAUUGGGAUUUAUCUGACUGUAGUCUAUAAUGUCUAGCCCUGGUCUUAGACCUGUUCCUGGCCCUAGUCCUGGUCCAAGUACUGGUCUUAGUCCUGGUCCAAGUACUAGUCCUGGUCCUGGUCUUAGUUCUGGAGCUGGUCCUAGACCUGUUCCUGGCCCUAGUCCUGUUCCUGGUCCAAGUCCUGGUCCUAGUCCUGGUCCUGGUCUUCAUCCUGGAUCUAGUCCUGGCCCUAGUCCUGGUCCUGGCCCUAGUCCUGGUCCUGGUCCUGGCCCUAGUCCUGGUCCUGGAGAUGGUCCUAGACCUGUUCCUAGUCCUGGUCCUAGUCCUGGAGCUGGUCUGAGACCUGUUCCAGGUCCUGGUCCUAGUCCUGGAGCUGGUCCUAGACCUGGUCCUGGUCCUAGUCCUGGUCCUGGAGCUGGUCUGAGACCUGUUCCUAGUCCUGGUCCUAGUCCUGGAGCUGGUCUGAGACCUGUUCCUAGUCCUGGUCCUAGUCCUGGAGCUGGUCAUAGACCUGUUCCAGGUCCUGGUCCUAGUCCUGGAGCUGGUCAUAGACCUGUUCCUAGUCCUGGUCCUAGUCCUGGAGCUGGUCAUAGACCUGUUCCAGGUCCUGGUCCUAGUCCUGGAGCUGGUCUGAGACCUGUUCCAGGUCCUGGUCCUAGUCCUGGAGCUGGUCAUAGACCUGUUCCAGGUCCUGGUCCUAGUCCUGGAGCUGGUCAUAGACCUGUUCCAGGUCCUGGUCCUAGUCCUGGAGCUGGUCCUAGUCCUGUUCCUAGUCCUGGUCCUAGUCCUGGAGCUGGUCUGAGACCUGUUCCAGGUCCUGGUCCUAGUCCUGGAGCUGGUCAUAGACCUGUUCCAGGUCCUGGUCCUAGUCCUGGAGCUGGUCAUAGACCUGUUCCUAGUCCUGGUCCUAGUCCUGGAGCUGGUCAUAGACCUGUUCCAGGUCCUGGUCCUAGUCCUGGAGCUGGUCAUAGACCUGUUCCAGGUCCUGGUCCUAGUCCUGGAGCUGGUCCUAGUCCUGUUCCUAGUCCUGGUCCUAGUCCUGGAGCUGGUCUGAGACCUGUUCCAGGUCCUGGUCCUAGUCCUGGAGCUGGUCAUAGACCUGUUCCUAGUCCUGGUCCUAGUCCUGGGUCAGGCAUCAGACAGAGCUGUAGCAGCAGAGCCUCUGAUGUUUGGCUGAGGUUCCAUGGAGGAGAGCUCUACUCUCUUUCCAUCCCUUUGCUUUACAGGAUGUUAUUGUCUGAAUCCACUUCAGCGCUGCUUCCAACUGAACGUUUUACCAUUCCCAAGGCUAUAACAUUUAAAUACUUUUCCCGCAGUUUUGUUACAUGAAUCUGUCAAAAAUAUAUUUUUAAUUUAAUAUGAAUAAAGAUCAAUACAAUA